CCCGCAUACAAAGGCAUCCCCCUCGCGUGCGCCACCCUCCUUGAACUCAACCGCAUCGACCCCGCCACCUGGGGCAGCGUGUCCUACAGCUACAACCGCAAAGAAGCCAAGGAUCACGGCGAAGGCGGCAACAUUGUCGGCGCCGCUCUGAAGGGCAAGACCGUGCUUGUGAUCGACGAUGUCAUCACGGCCGGUACCGCCAUGCGUGAGACCCUCAACCUGGUCGCCAAGGAGGGCGGCAAGGUCGUCGGAUUCACUGUUGCUCUGGACCGCUUGGAGAAGAUGCCCGGACCCAAGGACGAGAACGGUGUCGAGGACGAUAAGCCCAGAAUGAGUGCUAUGGGUCAGAUCCGUAAGGAGUAUGGUGUGCCCACGACGAGUAUUGUUACUCUGGAUGAUUUGAUCAAGUUGAUGCAGGCGAAGGGCAAUGAGGCCGAUAUGAAGCGGUUGGAGGAGUAUAGGGCUAAGUAUCAGGCUAGUGAUUAG
This is a messenger RNA of Aspergillus niger, 486 nucleotides long. RefSeq lists its product as uncharacterized. Gene Ontology annotation, biological process: pyrimidine ribonucleoside biosynthetic process; 'de novo' pyrimidine nucleobase biosynthetic process; pyrimidine nucleotide biosynthetic process. The annotation marks the transcript as partial. Gene Ontology annotation, molecular function: orotate phosphoribosyltransferase activity. Lineage: Eukaryota; Fungi; Ascomycota; Eurotiomycetes; Eurotiales; Aspergillaceae. The transcript has a single exon. The record is from RefSeq and is a predicted model, not a curated record. Gene Ontology annotation, cellular component: cytoplasm.